This is a messenger RNA of Dama dama (fallow deer), 884 nucleotides long. It is a transcript of the gene TIMM17B, whose product is annotated as translocase of inner mitochondrial membrane 17B. Gene Ontology annotation, molecular function: transmembrane protein transporter activity. Gene Ontology annotation, cellular component: mitochondrial inner membrane; TIM23 mitochondrial import inner membrane translocase complex. The record is from RefSeq and is a predicted model, not a curated record. NCBI's taxonomy places the organism in Eukaryota, Metazoa, Chordata, Mammalia, Artiodactyla, Cervidae. Gene Ontology annotation, biological process: protein import into mitochondrial matrix. The transcript is spliced from 6 exons. The coding region runs from base 82 to 600 and encodes 172 amino acids.
GCUCGGGCGCCUGUAUACGUUUCCAGUGGGGGUGUGGCCCGGCAGGGGUUUAGCGAUACUGCGCGGCCGGACGCCGGCGCCAUGGAGGAGUAUGCUCGGGAACCUUGCCCAUGGCGAAUUGUGGAUGAUUGCGGUGGAGCCUUCACUAUGGGUGUUAUCGGCGGUGGAGUCUUCCAGGCCAUUAAGGGCUUCCGCAAUGCCCCUGUCGGAAUUCGGCACCGAUUGAGAGGCAGUGUCAAUGCUGUAAGGAUCAGAGCCCCCCAGAUUGGAGGUAGCUUCGCUGUGUGGGGGGGCCUGUUUUCCACCAUCGACUGUGGUCUGGUGCGGCUUCGGGGCAAGGAAGAUCCCUGGAACUCCAUCACCAGUGGUGCACUGACUGGGGCUGUGCUGGCUGCCCGCAGUGGCCCAUUGGCCAUGGUGGGCUCGGCAAUGAUGGGGGGCAUCCUGUUGGCCCUCAUUGAGGGUGUUGGCAUCCUUCUCACUCGCUAUACUGCCCAGCAGUUCCGCAAUGCACCCCCGUUCCUGGAGGACCCUGGCCAGCUGCCCCCUAAGGAGGGUACCCCAGGCCCAGGCUACCCCAGCUAUCAGCAGUACCACUGAGGAAGUGACCACCUAUCACCGCCACUGUGGGAGCUCCUCCUCGGUCCCCUCCCUGAUGAUCUACCUCGAAGGGAGGGCUGGCUCCCAGUUGGCCUAUGGGACCCUUGAGAGGGCCUCUAUCUGUUCUCUUAUCCCAGGUUGGGGGUGGGGCACCCCAGCUGCCCUGAUGGAUGGGUCCCUUUUCUCUCAGGGCACCCCAACCCCCACUCACAUAUGUAACACGCUGUCACCCCAAUCCCUUUGCAUGGCGCUCUGAUGAGUAUUUAAAGCCAGUUUUGAAAAUG